AUGGGGUCAAUUCAAAUAUUUGGUUUAAAAAAAUCUUUCUAUGGAGAAUCCCUCAAACAAAUCGAGACAUUUUUUUUAAUUAUCUAUCCAUUCACUUUCCAUAUUUCUGUAGUAUCUAUUACAUUCUACAAUUCUUAUACAGAAACAUUUGAUUCCCCAUCUAAUUGGCAUGAAUCAGUAAAAAUUUAUGCUAGAAGUUUGUUAACUAUCAUAUUUUGUAUAGUUUUUUUAAAAUCACUAAAAAUCGUACAUGGUUCUUUUGAACAAGCAUUCCUAAUACCUUCGGAUCUUUCUGAAUGCAAGUACGUCUCUAUCUGCUUUCCAGGGUCUUGCAGGUUUUCCCCAAAUAACUUCUGGUACAAAUUAUUUGGUAAAUACUAUUCUUGUAUUCUGGAAAAAUUUCCAAUUACUCAACUCUGCCACAUUACUGAAAGGAGUGAACCAAUUGAUUUUUUUGGAACAAAAGUAAAUAGAUACUUUGAACACUAUAGGGAAAAGUAUUGGUGGUACAAAGAUGAAUUCGUUUGGUCCAGGGAGAUUCUGUCUAGAAAAGCUACUGAAAAUUUCACUGGAGAAAAUUCUGAAUUUUUGAAAUUAAGUGGCCAAGUUAUUGAAUCAUUUGGAAACCAUGAGAAAGAUAAAAUUUUGGAGCUUGUUGGAAGUAAUAGUUUAGGCUCGUCUCCUAUUUCGUUACUAAAACUAAUAUUUUCUGAGUUUGCUUCACUCAUAAACAUUAUUCGUAUUAUGACAUUACUUGACGCGAUUUUUUAUUCUUUUAUUGUUUGGCCUUUUUGCUGGUCUAUUAUUACAUUCUAUACUAUUUUUUGGUCGAUUCUAAAAUACAGACGUAACUAUAUUGAAACAGAAAAAUUACUUACUCGACAUGAUUGGGAUAUUUUUAGAUAUCUUACAGGACCAUACAAACCAUAUUCAUAUUCAGGAGCUUGUAGCUCUUUUGUUUUUUCAAGAGAAUUAUCUCCCGGCACAGUAAUUUUCAUAGAUAAGGCCAUGCGAAUCCCAGCCGACUUAUUACUACUAAAUGGAAAUGUUAUAGUAGACGAAUCAUGUCUUACCGGUGAGGCGACUCCACAAUGUAAGACUGGCGAAAUUAAAUUAGUUCCCUCUGAAUUUUCUUCAGAUUGUGAAAGACUGUCCAAUUCUAAGCAUCUUUUUGCUGGUAGUCAAGUUUUGGAAAUUUUAUCAACUGGUAUAACAUUAGCUAUGGUAACAAAAACUGGAUCAGCUACAUUAGGUGGAGCAUUUAUUUUAAGUAAUUCCAAUACUCAUCCUGUAUAUGGACUCGAAGAAGGGUGUUCUCUUUCGUUAACAUCAAAAUCUAGAAAUGGUUCUGUUACAAAACCGAUCUCAAUGUUAGGUAGAAACCACAAUCUAAGCAAAAAUAUUUGCAGAAAUUGGAAUUUUUUUCCAGAACCACUCUGGAUUUUAUGUUUGUUAUAUGGGGCCUUUAUUGCUCUAGCCGACUCAUAUAUUCUUUCAUUCGAGAUUGGAUCCAUAUUUUUUAUAGUUUCUACUAUAAUAUACGUCAUACCAUUUUGGUCUACUUCCUCUAUGUCUUUGUACUUUAACAAUGCAAUGGAGUAUCUUAACAGAAAACAUAUCUUUACUACAAACCCUAAAAAAUUAAAUCAUUUACGUCUUGUAGAUACCAUAUGCUUUGACAAGACAGGUACCCUAACUUUACCCACAUUCUCGAUUAAUAAUAUUUAUAUCUACCCAUUCCGAAAUAAUACUAGAGAGUACCUAAUGCAGUUAGCAAUGGCUUCAUGUAAUAAUUUAGUUUUUGAAAAGGCAGUGCCAUUCCAUUUAGUAGGGAGAAACUCGAAUUACCCUUCUGGAUCUAGCCUGGAGAAAUGUUUAUAUAAUUAUUCAGGUUUUUGUGGUUAUAAAGUAUUUACUUCUAACUCUGAAAGACUUUUUAUUAUUCCCAAAUUUAAUAUAAAAACUUUUCUUGAUUCGGUUAUAGAACUUGAAUCUAAUUGCAUACUGGAACAUGAGAAAAACUUUGAUUUUCACCAGCUAAAUUAUGCUUACUCAAGAAACUCACUUGAAUACAUUUCUGCAGUUUGUGAUGCAAUAGAGAUAACAAAACGCUAUCCAUUUGAUGAAACGCUAAGGUGCCAAAGUGUGUCUGUAAAAAAAUACUCCAUUGAGUCAGAAAUUUUUCCAAACCUAUAUUGUAUCCAUUCAAAAUCUAUGGUUCUUAUGAAAGGUGCUGUGGAGAAGAUUGUGGAAUUAACAAAGAACGCCGAGGGCUGUAAUGAUGAAACCAAUUUCGGAGACUGGUCUAAUGAUAUACUAAAAAGCCAAGUUGCAGGUUCUUACAUUCUUGGAUAUUGUUAUAAGGUGGUAAAUGAACAAGUUAGUUCUAAAAAUAAAACCUCUUUCAAUUGCCACUUAAGCUCAUCUUUUAUUCCACUUGGACUAGCACAAAUACACUCUCCUAUAAGGCCAGAAGCAGAAUUUAUUAUUAAAUUGCUAAGAAACGGUAAUUUUCACUGUCCUAUUAUCACAGGAGACAAUGUUAACUCUGCAAUUGUUGUUGCAAAAGAACUUGGUAUUAUUUCCAAUCAUCAUGUUUCCUGUUAUGUUGACUCUGAUCAAAAUUUGGUUUGGGAAAUUGCAAAUUCAAAAAGAGAAAUCAAAUUUUCUUUAAAUAAAAAAAAGAAAAUUAGUUUAUUUGAUAUUGUACCCACAGAAAUUAUUCAGGAUAAGUUUCAAAUUGCGUUGUCAUCAAAUGCUUUUAAAUUGUUUAUUGAAAUCUUAAAUUUGCAAACUAUUGACAAUUGCAAACCUAAAACAUCAGACGAAUUUAAUAACUUGAAUAUUUUCUCAAAAAUAAUUAAUAAUACACUCAUUUUUGCUAGAUUCACUCCAGAACUGAAGUCUAAAGCAAUUGAACUACUUGAAAGUUUGGGGAUGACUGUACUUAUGGUUGGUGAUGGUCCAAAUGAUGUAAUUGCACUACAGAAAGCAAAUUCAGGUCUUUUACUAACUGAUUCAAUCAAAUUGAAUGGCCUUAUUGCUCCUUUUAUUUCAAAAAUAUUUCCAGAUGGACUACAUUCAGUUUGUAGACUAAUAAUAGAGUCUCGAGGAGUUAUUUUUACAUUAGUGUCUAUGUAUCAGCAUAUAAUAUUGCUUGGAAUAUUCUUUGUUACAUGUAAGACAUUUCUUUUAUGGCAAUCUCAAGCAAUGAUCCCUGCUAUGGCAUGGCUGUUCAUCGAUAUUUUUUGUACUUUAAUUCCACUAUUGUUAAUUUCCUUCUCCAGGCCAAAAGAAUAUCAAAUUGAUAAUUUAAAUACAACUGGGAAUUAUCUUUCUUCUGACAUAUUCACUGAUAAUUCUUUGCCCGAUACUUCUAAUUCAACUUGCAUUAACUUAGAAACUAAAAGUCUUAAUGUUAAUUGUAUAAAUACAAAUUCAGAUAAAUAUAUUCCAUUGAUUGAGAAUGAAAGCUCGUUCGUACCCAAUAAUAAACAGAUAUAUAAUAUAACCAGCUAUAUUGGAAAUCAUGUUUUCUACACCACAAGUUUUUCAUCUUUAAUAAUUUCUUUAUUUGGGUUUAUCGUUGUGUCUAACAGGCUAGUUCAUUUUGUUCUCCCAAAGUAUGGAAUUGAGCAUUGUUUUAAGUACAAUCUAACUAUUCCAGUUCACCUUUGGCAUAUUAGACAAGAUAAUAUAGAAGCUGCUUCAUCUUGGUGUUAUAUUGCCCUUCAAUUAGUUAAUCAAGUUUGGCUGAUUUGGCUUCGUUCAGCUUCUCUUGUCCCGAUGAAAACUAAUAUUCUACUGGUUUUAUGGAAUAUUACUAUGAAUUUAUUUAUUUUCUCUUGCAUCUGGAUGGAGCCAUCUCAAAUUGGUUGCAUUUUGAGAAUAAACUGUGACGAUCAAACUUCAAGGUCGCUUCCAAAUAGCUGGAUAAAUCUUUCUUCUCCAUUUUAUGGGCAAUAUAACAACAACAUUUUCCCCAAAUCUUGGAGAACUGAACUAACUUUUUGGUGUUUUUUCUUCUUUAUACUAAAUCUCGUAGUCACUUUAGUAUUAAAAAACGUAAUUUUUAAAUUCGGAGGCUAUAAGCAAGUCGAAGUUUCUAAUCCUUCCAAAACUACUAGAACCGCAUCCCCCUCUCAACGAAAAUGUUGA
Cryptosporidium ubiquitum is the source of this 4158-nucleotide messenger RNA. RefSeq names its product cation transporter. Bases 1 to 4158 code for a protein of 1385 amino acids. NCBI's taxonomy places the organism in Eukaryota, Apicomplexa, Conoidasida, Eucoccidiorida, Cryptosporidiidae. The record is from RefSeq and is a predicted model, not a curated record. The transcript has a single exon. Gene Ontology annotation, cellular component: membrane. Gene Ontology annotation, molecular function: P-type transmembrane transporter activity; nucleotide binding.